AUAGCCCUAAAGAAUUUGUUUUAUUUUUGUUUAUUUUUUACAUGCAAACUGUGGCUCAUAUAGUAACAUUUACUUUAGUUUAAGUGCAGAUGUACUUGUUUAAGCAUUGAUUAAACAUAUUAAACACAGUUUUUUCCUGUGUGUUUUAGAAUUAACUGUAUUUGUUCUUAAGGAUGAGAUAAAUAUAUGUGUAAAUAUAUUCAGUCAAAAUAUGUGUCUCAAACAAAACUGAAUAACACCUAAUCUGUAAUUUAAAACUUUUUUUUAUUUAUUAAAGAUUAAACUGCCUUCAGACUUGAGUAACACCUGGUAUUUACUCAGGUAACAAUAAUUAGCAUUAAUCAAUAUUAACUGAUUAUUUACAGAAAACGUGAGGAUUUUGCUUCUGAAUGCAGGUCACAGGCAGCCCCCCACACCUGAAAAGAGCUGUGACUCCCCGCUGAGGCUCUGCGACCUUAUUGGCCGAGGAGCAGCAGACCGGGACACUGCAGUCUCAUAAAUAGGCCCCAACCUCCACCAGCCCUCAUAGACCACCCGCCACCCACCACACACAGAGCCGGCACACACUCAGACACACUCAGGACACACUCAGGAGUAAGGAGCCAGUGUCUUUGACCCGCCAGCCCGUGGAACCAUGAUCCUCGCCCCGGAGGAAGCCACCCAGUUCCCCCCCGAGGAUCUAACCCGGGUCUUUAUGGAUGUCUCGUCUCUGGAACCCGGCACUGAAUGUGGCAGCUCUGAGGAGGACUCCUCUGCUGAAAGCGAGAGCAGCUACGGGUCCGAGAGCUCGACCCCGACCUCUCCGGCCCAAAGCCCGACCUCGGGUCAGCAGAUCCGGAGCAGCUCGGUGAAACCGCCGUACUCCUACAUCGCCCUGAUCACUAUGGCCAUCCUGCAGAGCCCCAUGAAGAAGCUCACCCUCAGCGGCAUCUGCCACUUCAUCAGCGACAGGUUCCCCUACUACCGCGCCAAGUUCCCAGCCUGGCAGAACUCCAUCCGCCACAACCUGUCGCUCAACGACUGCUUCAUCAAGAUCCCCAGAGAGCCGGGCAACCCGGGCAAGGGCAACUACUGGUCCCUGGACCCGGCGUCGGAGGACAUGUUCGAUAACGGCAGCUUCCUGCGCAGACGCAAGCGCUUCAAACGCAGUCAGCCGGAAUUCUCCAGCGACGGACUCAUACUCUACCCGAACCUGAUCGGGUACCGUCCCUACGGGAGACCCUAUUGCGUACCGGGACCGGUACUAACACACGCCACCCCCCUCGGAUACCUGCCUCCCCAAGACUCCCAAGCCCUGGUUGUACCACCCACAGACAGCAUGGUCCAGCAGACGGUGCAACCGCCACCAUGUUUUCAGUUUCAGAACAGCACAGCCGGCACCAAGGCUGCAGAACUCCAGCUCAGACUCCCCGAGCAGCACAGACCCGGAACCGAAGGCCCGGUCCGGAAGUGUUCCUUUAGUAUCGAGAGCAUCAUGGCCAAAUCCGUCCCAGAGUUACACAAACCCUCCGCCCAGCACCUGCCACCCGAGUACCUCUGCCCGCGCCUGCCGCCGUCCUGCGUGCUGCCACAGUGGCUGCCGGGUGGCAGGACUCCUUUUGCCCUGAGCACCGUCCCGUUCACAGAGACCCUGCGGGUGGCCUACUCGUAACUGAGGGACUGAGGGACAGCAGGACUGAGAAACAGCAGGACUAAGGGACAGCAGGACAGCAGGACUGAGAAACAGCAGGACUAAGGGACAGCAGGAUGUUCUUUUCAGGACUUUAUAGGUGUUUUAUGGAGGCGCCAUUCUCAAGUGCAGUGUUUUUAACUGCAUUACAGUUCUAAUGUAAAUAGAUAUAUAUGUGAUGUUAAUAUAUAUAUAAAUCUAAAUAUGAGUGUAAUAUGUUUUGUAAUAAUAUUGAUUUUAAAU
Messenger RNA from Astyanax mexicanus (Mexican tetra), 1912 nucleotides. It is a transcript of the gene foxd5, whose product is annotated as forkhead box D5. The transcript has 2 exons. NCBI's taxonomy places the organism in Eukaryota, Metazoa, Chordata, Actinopteri, Characiformes, Acestrorhamphidae. Gene Ontology annotation, molecular function: DNA-binding transcription factor activity, RNA polymerase II-specific; RNA polymerase II cis-regulatory region sequence-specific DNA binding. The coding region runs from base 635 to 1651 and encodes 338 amino acids. Gene Ontology annotation, biological process: regulation of transcription by RNA polymerase II; anatomical structure morphogenesis; cell differentiation. The record is from RefSeq and is a predicted model, not a curated record.